AAAAACAUAGAUUCUAUCGAUAGUGACAUCGAUGCUGUCACAUCUCUAGAAUUUCGCAAAAAUCCAAUUUGUUUAAACAAACGAAAACAGUGCGCCGCGCUUUAAAAAAUUCGCCGAUGGUCUGCAAAAUGACCGGGAAAACUUAGCGCAGCGUCUCUGCAGCUCGCGUGCAACGAGAGUGACCAUGAAAAUGCCAGCGAGAAAUUUGCGAAAAUCAAUGAAUAAAGGCCAAACAAUAACAACAACAAACAGCAGCGAAACAUAAUAAUAAUAUUAAAAAUAAUACCGAGAUUGCCGAGUGAAAUUCGAGGCUGGAAUUCGUUAUGCUGCAGUGACCAGCCUUGGUUUAAGAUCGGAGACCAUUCCCCUGCCUGGCUGCCCGCUCCUCCUCCUAUUUCCCACGAAUAGUAAUUAACCCGCGGCGCACCGCAUCGCAUCGCCGCUCCGAUUAACCCUCUGCUGCCGCCGCCGCCGCCGCCGUCACAGCAAUGGACGGCCAGCGGGCCAGGGAUCUGCUAACGCUGCUCCAGGAGCGCGUUGUCUUCCUCACAGGCGGCAGGGAUCGCCGUGGCGGGCCGCUCCUGUGCUUCCCCGCCACACCAAGGCGAGAUCGGUUGAAGCCGGAGGAUCUGCGGCGAUUGCUCAGCUACCUGAUCAGCAUUCCCAGCGACGCCGCCAAGAACCUCGGAUUCACAGUCAUUAUCGAUAUGCGCGGCAAUGGCAACUGCUCGACGAACGUGAAGACAAUACUGAAGGUGCUGCAGGAACACUUCAGCGCCAACAUCCACAACGUGGUCAUCAUCAAGCCGGACAACUUCUGGCAGAAGCAGCGUGCCUCGAUCUCCUCGCACAAGUACAAGUUCGAGACGACGACAGUGUCGAUCGAGUCGCUCAACAAGAUCGCGGAGAGUCACCAGCUGACCGGGGACUUUGAGGGCCAGCAACCGUACGAUCAUCAGCAGUGGACGGACGCCCGGCUGGCCAUUGAGGAGUUCUUCUGGCAGGCCGGGGACAUGGCCGAUCGUAUUGAUGACCUCCAGGAGGAUCUCAAUCGCAACGAUUUUGCCGAGGAUGUGGCACUGGCCAGGCAUGCCAUUGAUCAUCACAACGAGAUGCGGAAGAAGAUCACAAAGUUGCCCAUCGAUGAUCUCGAUAUGCAGGGCAAGAAGCUGCUGGCCAAGAUCAAUGCGGUGGCGCCGCCAGGGGGUCAGCCCCCUGCCGGCUCUGGCGGCUCGGACAUGGACUCGGGCACCUCCUCUGCCGGCCAGCCCUCAUCUCAGCCCUCGCAGCAAUCUCGCUCGGUCAGCAGCAAUCCGGACAUGUCGGCGGCCGUUAACAAAGCCAUGCGCCAGAUCGACCUCAUCCACACGGGACAGGAGAAGCUGCUGAUGCUGUGGCAGCACAAGAAGAUCAAGCUAGACCAGUGCUUCCAGUGGCGGCUGUUCGAGCAGGACUGCGAGAAGAUGUUCGAUUGGAUCCUGCACAACCGGGAUGUGUUCCAGAUGAGCUACGUGGAGAUUGGGCACAACUAUUCGGUGGCCAAGUCGCUGCAGGAUGAGCACCAGAAGUUUGCCGUGGCCUCCAUGAAUGUCUCUGUGAAUAUCGAUCGGAUUUUGGCCGUGGCCUCGCGAUUGAUUGAGAGUCAGCACUAUGCCGCACAGCACAUCAAGACGCUGGCCCAGCGCUUGGAUCGGACCUGGAAGGACUUUGCAGCGGGCUUGGAUGAGCGAACGGCUGUCCUGCAACUGAGUGUUCUAUUCCAUCACAAGGCGGAGCAGUAUUGCAACAGCGUAGCCAGUUGGGCAGCCGCCUGUCAGGCGAAUCAGCCGCUGCCUUCAGAUAUCCAGAGCCUGGAGACGGCCAUUCGGACGCAUCAAUCUCUGUACGAGGCCAUGUGCCAGGCUUAUACGGAGGUGCAUUCGACCAGCAAAAAGCUGCUGUAUCAGCUGGAUCACCUGGUGCAGGUGUGCAACCAACCGCCACCGCCUGGCGUGCCCGAUCAUCGCAAGAACAGCAACGGAGGCAGCUUUAACAAAUACGAGCGACAGAAUCCAGCGGCAGAUUAUAGCGAGGGAGCCAGCCAUGUGCUGGCGGUGAUUCACCAGAUCUUGGGGCACCAUCGCUCGCUGGAGGCCAAGUGGCAUCAGGAGAGAGUGCGUCUACACCAGACCCUGGCUCUUCGGCUCUUCCAGGAGGAUGUGAAGCAGGUCUUGGACUGGCUGAAGAAUCACGGCGAGGUUUUCCUGAGGAAAAAUACGGGUAUUGGCAGGAACUUCCACAAGGCCAGGGUCUAUCAGACCUCGCAUGAUAACUUUGAAAAUGUGGCCCAGAAUACGUAUAGCAAUGCCCAGAAGCUCCUGGCAGCGGCGGAUGAGCUGGCCCGGAGUGGCGAGGCAGAUCCCAAUGAGAUAUACUCGGUGGCCAGGGAACUGGAACUCCAGGUGGGCAGUUUUGCGGAGAGAGUGGAGCAGCGAAGGCGACGCCUGGAAAUGGCUGUGGUUUUUUAUACGCAUGAAAAGGAUGUGACCGCCUGGAUAGACAAGCUCAGGACGGAUGUGAGCACGGAUGAGACACGUCUCUCGCAGGAGAAUCUCGAGGGGAUUGAGCGCAUACUGCAGCAGUAUCAGAGGGAUCAGCAUGAGAGCUCGGUGGAUGUGUGCCACAGGACCAUUGCCCAGGGCGAGGCUUUGCUGCAGGAGAUGCGUUCCCUGGAAUACUCCGACAAUACCGGCUCCAUAGCUGCUCUGGAGGCCACGCUGGAGAAGUUGAGCAAGCAGAAACUGGAGCUGGAGGAGCUCUGGUCUGCCCGCACUUUCCGCGCCAAUCUCAUUCUGCGUCUGCGGUACUUUGAGCGGGAUGCCAUGGAGCUAUCCUCGCAGCUGGAGAUCUGGUCCGAGGAACUGCAGCAUGCCGACCUGUCCAGGGACUAUCAGAAGGCCGAGCAGCUCAUUCGCAUGCACAACGAAUCGGUGACGGAUAUUCAAAACGCCACCUACGAGGUACUGCAGCAGGGUCAGGACCUGCUGCAGCUCUUCGAGAACGCUGGCUUCAUCUCCAUGGCGGAUGCCACGCACACGGCUCAGGCUAGGAUUGAAUACCUGCUGGACUUCUUGCGGGAGCGCGAGAUCGAUCUGGAGGAGAUGUCGGAGGCGAAGCGGGCCAAGCUAGAGCAAGCGGUGCAGCUGUGUCAAUUCCAGAACGAUGCCAACCAGGUGAUCUCGUGGAUUCGCAAUGGAGAGGCCAUGCUGGUGGCCAGCUUUGUCACCCCCAACAGCCUACAGGAGGCGGAGCAGCUGAGGAAGGGUCACGAGCAGUUUCAGAUUGCCAUUGAAAAGACGCACACGUCGGCGGUGCAGGUGAAGUACCGGGCGGAUGCCCUCAUCAAUGCAAAUCACUAUGACCCCCAGUCCAUAAGGGAAAUCAGCGAGGAUGUGACCAAGAAGUGGCAGCAGCUGGUGACCUAUGCCGAGGAGCGCCACAAGCUGGUCACUGCCUCGAUUAACUUUUACAAAACAGCUGAACAGGUGUGCUCGGUCCUGGACAGCUUGGAGCGGGAGUACAAGCGGGAGGAUGACUGGUGUGGCGGUGGUGGUGGCAGUGACAAAGCCCAGACCAUUGUCCAGCUGAUAUCCAAGCACCAGGAGCAGAAGGAGGCCUUCCUCAAGGCCUGUACUCUGGCUCGUCGAACGGCGGAGACCUUCCUGAAGUACGCCAACCGUUCCCAGCAGUGCUAUCAGUACAAGGGAAACUGUGAAGCUCACGUAAAGAGCAAGCUGGACAAGCUGUUGACUCAAGAGAACCAGGUCCUGGAUUUUUGGACCAUGCGUAAGAAGUCCCUGGACCAGUGCCAGCAGUUUGUGCUCUUCGAGAGGAGUGCCAAGCAGGCAAUCGAGUGGAUACACAACACCGGCGAGGCCUACCUCUCCUCGCGUUCCAACCUGGUGGGCAUUAGCAAGGAGGAGACCGAGGGAUUGCUCAAAGAGCACAACGAAUUCCGUAGCACUGCCAAGGAGACGCGGGAAAGGGUGAAGCUGCUGAUCCAACUGGCUGAUAGUCUGGUGGAGAAGGGUCAUGCCCAUGCCAGCGACAUCAAGCAGUGGGUGGCCUCGGUGGAUCAGCGCUACAAGGACUUUAGCAACCGCAUGGACAGCUACUGUGAGCAGCUGGAAAAGUCCCUGGGCAUGUCCCAGCAGCAGUUACUUUUGGGCUCCGAUGCCAACAUCUCGAUCAGUUCCUCUUCGGGUGCCAGCAGCAUGGACCGCCACUCGGAUCCCACGCUCGAGGCCAAGCUCAACAGCAGCAACAAGGAGAACAAGGAGAUCAACGAGGAGAAGCGCAAGUCGGCCAGGAGGAAAGAAUUCAUCAUGGCCGAGCUGAUGCAGACGGAGCGAGCGUACGUCAACGAUCUGGCUACGUGCAUCAAGUGCUUCCUCGAGGAAUUCCGAGGCGGUAGAAAUGUGCCGCCCGCUCUGGUGGGCCAAGAGGAUGUGAUCUUUGGUAAUAUACGGGAAAUCCAUCAUUUCCAUCAAAAAAUUUUCCUGCGUGAGCUGGAGAAGUACGAGACCAUGCCGGAGGACGUGGGCCAUUGCUUUGUGACCUGGGCCUCCAAGUUCGACAUGUACGUCCACUACUGCAAGAACAAACCCACAUCGAAUAACCUGCUGGUCCAGCACGCGGGCAGCUACUUUGAGGAGCUGCAGCGUCGCCUAGAGGUGGACCAUCCCCUGCCCGCUUAUCUCAUCAAACCCGUGCAGAGAAUCACCAAAUAUCAGCUGUUACUCAAGGAUCUCCUCUCCUGCUGCGAAGAGAGUCAUGGCGAAAUCAAAGAAGGUCUCGAGGUGAUGCUCAAUGUCCCCAAAAAAGCCAACGAUGCCAUGCAUCUCUCGCUGCUGGAGAACUGUGAUGUGUCGGUGGACAAGCUGGGCGAGGUGGUGCUGCAGGAUGCCUUCCAGGCCUGGGACACCAAGCAGAUCAUCCGCAAGGGUCGAGAGCGUCGCGUUUUCCUCUUCGAGUUGUAUCUCCUGUUUGCCAAAGAGGUCAAGGAGUCGAGUGUGGUGAAGUACCAGUUCAAGAGCAAGCUCAUGACCACGGACAUGGGCAUCACGGAGCACAUCGAGGGCGAUGAGACAAAGUUUGCAGUGUGGACAGGCCGCUCGCCCAUGCUCUCGGAUUGCAGGAUCGUCUUAAAGGCAACGAGCUUGGAGACCAAGCAGAUUUGGGUAAAGAAAUUGCGUGAAGUGAUGCAGGAGACCUGCUUCUCGGGCACCUCAUUGACCCUGCCAAAAUCCCCAGCCAAGCACUCUGGCUCCUCGCAACGAUCCUCAAGAGAUUUGGAUGAACAGCUCACGGAGAAUGAUCAUGACCGCUGUUCCCUGGCCAGUUUUGGAUCGGGUAAUACCACAGAUAGUGAUAAUAAGCUGGGCAACCAGGAGGCCACCUGGGUGGUGGCAGACUACAUUGCCAGCGCUGGCACCAACGAGCUGAGCGUGAACAAGGGCCAGCAGGUAGAGAUUAUCGAGCAGCCCACAGCCGGCGAGCCGGACUUCUGCUUGGUGCGCCUGAAUCCGCAGCACGACGAUGCCGCCGUGCAGGAGGGCCUUGUGCCUGUCUCAGUGCUCAAACCGCCGCCGGGCUCUCACAAGCACGGAUCCGGAGCCGGAACGGGUGCAGGCGGAGCAGCAGCGGGCUCACAGAAAUCCGAUAUGCAGGAUCAAGGCAAUCGCAGCAAGGCAGAUGCUUUAUCUUCGUCCACUAAACGUCGCGGUUUUAGCGGGCGCAACUGGCUGCCGCUGAUCAAUCGCAAGCAACAGCAGCCCAACAACAGCAAGGCGCCGCUGGUGAAGAAGCCCUCGGAGAAGAACAUCAGAACACCGCAAAAGCAUGCCGAGGAGCUGGCCGAGCAGCAUCAGCCAGGUGGCAGCCCCGCCACCGUGGUGCCGUCCUCGCAAUUCCCCUCAAGUAACGUCGGAGCCGGGGACUAUGAGCCGGAUGAGGAGGCUGGACUGGAGCUGCCGCCGCCCAUGAAGCCCAUCCAGGAGCCGCACCUGAUUGCCAAUGGACCGCCCGCAUUUACUAAGGAUGCCAAGGAGAGUUCGGCCAAUUUGGCCAGCACUGGCAAAAUGGACGGCAAUCCACUAUCGGAAAUUGAGGAAAUUGUCAAGACGACAACGGAACAACACGAGUCUAAUAGUCGUGUGGAUGGCAGUGGAGGAGCGGAAAAUGCCAGCACCAAUGGCCACGGUCGCUCUCAUGACAACAACCAUGAAGAGAGUCACAGUGCUGUCCCAGACAAAGCUGCGGCUCUGAAGAAAAGGCAGUGUGUCUUUGCGGAGUUAGUGUCCACGGAGGAGUCGUAUGUACAGGAUCUGCAUGAGAUUGUCAAUGGUUACAUGUCAGAGAUCAACAACACGAACAGUGAUAUUCCCAUGCCCGAGGAUUUAAAGGGCGGCAAAAUGAAGUUGGUCUUCAACAACAUCAAAGACAUUUACGAGUGGCACAGGGACUUCUUUCUGAGGGCCCUGCGCAACUGCCAAAAGUCACCAGCGGAUUUGGGACCGCUGAUCAAGCGCUCAGCCACCAAAUUCGCCCUGUACUACACCUAUUGCAGUAAUAAGCCACUGUCCGAAUAUAUAGUCAGCGCCCAUUAUCAGUAUUUUGAUUGCAUACGCCAGAAGCUGGGACAUCGCCUGGAUCUGAGCAACCUAAUCAUCAAGCCCGUUCAGCGCAUCACCAAAUACGAGCUGCUCAUCAAGGAGAUCAUCAAGGCCACCGAGGGUGCUGGCCUUUACAAGGAGGUGCCCAUGCUGCAAGAGGCCUACCAGCAAAUGAAGGUGGUUGUAAAGACGGUCAACGACAUGAUGGUGGUGCUGCGCAGUCUUCAAGACUUUGAUGGAGAGAUCACCGCCCAAGGUAGCCUGCUGAUGCAGGGACCCAUGAACUGUGUGGUGGAUGCGGGACAGAAGCAGCGUGAGCUGCAAGUGUUCCUCUUCCAGCAGAUCAUUAUCUUUGCGGACAUUGAGAAGGCAAAGAAUCAGUACUCCAGCCCCACAUUCAAAUACAGAUCGCACAUACAGCUCAAUCACAUGCAAAUGAAGGAAUUGGGCGAUUGCCGCUUUCAGAUCAAGUCAACGGACCCCAACAAAAUACCAGAGGUCACAAUGAUCUGCCAGGCAGCGACGCAGGAGAGCUAUGCGGGCUGGCGGGAUAUGCUGAAUAAGAUCCUGCAGCAGCAGAACGACCUCAUCUUUAUGCUCUCCAAUCCCCUGUCUACCAAAAACAAGUGAACGACGACAACGCGCGCGUUCUAGGGAAGAAUUCCAAAUUCCAAAUGCAAAAGCAAAAAGAGAAAAGCAAGAAGCAAAAUCAAGCAAGAACAACAAACAAACGAAAGUAUGAGAAAAUAUAUGAUAUUGUAAUGUGUUUUUGGGGCAAAAGUGUUGAGCAUUUGCCUCGCACUCGUUUUCCGUCUGUGCGUCUGUUUACUCUUCGUUUUUGCGCCUCACAACACAAACACUGCACACACCCACAAACACAUACACACACACUCAAUCCUAAUUUGUAUGUUACUUGUAAUUGUAAUUUAUUUAUUUCGAUAUAAAACCUGCGUUGAGCCUACAUUUAAGUACCUAGUUUGAGCCGUUUCCGUUCUGUAUUAGUUUUGUUUCUCUUUUCUGUUUGUUUUCGUUUCCGUUUCCGGUUUUAUGUGUAUAUGAAACGCCCAAGUAUUAUAUGCUCAAGAAUACCAACUACAUUGUGUGCAUUUUUAACUUAAUUUAGAGACUUUCUUGCUGUUACUUUUACUUUCAUUUAAUAUCAGAUUAAUUCAAUUACGAACGGCAGCCGCAAACUUACUCAGAAUCAAACAAGCAAUUCACAUUUUUCGUUUCGUAAACGCAGAGUAAGGGGUAUACAACUAUUCUAGCCUUAGUUCGGUAACUAGUUUUAGUUAAACUGCUAAAUGUUAAUCAUAAUUUAAGCCGAGAUUCGUGCAACUUCGUGAAAUAAUUUAAGCGUAACUUUAGUUUUUAUGAAUGCAAUGCAAAUCAACGUCUUUGUACUUUAUGUUUUACAAAAUAAACUAUGUAAGCUUUAAACGUAAUCAAAAACCAGAAACACGAUAAGUCUAUCCUCUUAAUUUUAAUUUUAAUUAAAGCCCAAAAAAAGUAAUAAAAAAACAAGAGCUUGCUCAGUUGUAA
Molecule: messenger RNA, 8195 nt
Organism: Drosophila kikkawai
Lineage: Eukaryota; Metazoa; Arthropoda; Insecta; Diptera; Drosophilidae
Gene: trio
Product: trio Rho guanine nucleotide exchange factor
Biological process (GO): intracellular signal transduction; axon guidance
Cellular component (GO): plasma membrane; cytoplasm; extrinsic component of membrane
Molecular function (GO): protein binding; guanyl-nucleotide exchange factor activity
Source: RefSeq, a predicted model, not a curated record